This is a messenger RNA of Acanthochromis polyacanthus (spiny chromis), 4434 nucleotides long. RefSeq names its product MIS18 binding protein 1 (gene mis18bp1). Lineage: Eukaryota; Metazoa; Chordata; Actinopteri; Pomacentridae. The record is from RefSeq and is a predicted model, not a curated record. The transcript is spliced from 16 exons. Bases 595 to 3900 code for a protein of 1101 amino acids.
ACCACCGUAAAACCGUGGAAGAACUGAUUAACUGCCUGUUAGUGAUCAUAGACCGUAUAUAAAGAUGGACAUAGCCAUGUUUGAGUGUGCGGGCCUGCGUGCGCGUGCGGCUAUGCUGAGGACUAGAGAGAGGAGCGUUGGUUUUGGCCCGGGGACUGGUUUCUUGCUGUUUGUGGCGUGGUUACGGCCGAUAGUAACCUGUUGUGUCCUGGCUUUAAUGAAAGCAUCGUUUGCAAGGAGAAGUCGUCCGCUGUUUCCUUAUCACGUCUGUGAGGAACGCUACAAUAUAGUUUUUAUUAUCGUUGUUAUUUUCAUUUGUUUUAGCUUUAGUUUAUUUUCCCUUAUUUUACUCUUGCUUCAUUUUACUCUAUGACGUACCACGUACCUUCAUUCUGUUUAUCUUUUCAAUAAAAAGAAAAACAGAAUAAAAAGAAAAAUCGAAGAAGACAGGUAGUGACGUAUGUGUUGUGGAAGUACGUCACAGUUUUCUAGCCAAAGGCGGCAGUGAUGCGAAAUUUGAAAUUUGUGGGCUAGCUGCUAGCUGCUAGCACACGCCUUAAAUGCAUAAUAAUCAGUCAACUUUUUCCCAAAACAAUGGCGUCGUAUCAUCAUUUAUUGCAGCACACAAAACCGCGAUUUGAAUCUCCUGCCAAGGUGUUCGCGAAACUAAAAUCCAAAGUGCAGAGAGAAGCGACGAGCGCAAAAGAGGGGAUUUUCACAAGCGAGGAUCCGCUGCGUUACGUCGGAGAGAAACACGGAGCCGAAUUCAACUCACCCAGGAAGAAAACAAAGAGCAACUGGACUUCUGAUGAGCUCAAGGAGAAUCACAGGUUUGGUUCUUAUCGCAGUGAAGCGCAGGCACUGACUCUCUCGCCCAUAUCGAGUCCACAGAAAACCUUCGGGUGUUUAUAUUCAGACAUUAGCAUGAAACCGUUGGAGGAGACACUUGCAGAAAGUGAAUCAGGACACGGACACACACGGAGAGAGAGAGCUUUCCUGGAGUCAACGGCUAUGUCUCAGCCCUACUCUUUGGUCAAAAGAAGUCGGGUCCUCAAAGAGCCACCUCAGAUCGUGGAGGGUUUCACUGUAUGCAGCAGGACUCCAGUGAAGAUACAACCAGUGAGUGACUAUGGACUAUUUAAAGAGGAAUGUGCUCCUCUCAACACACCCAUGUCGCCAGCCAAUAUAUUCUCCCCCAUGAGGAAACGAUUGAUGAAGAGAAAACUGGACCAGCAUGAGUUUGACAAAGUCAUUGGUAGCACUGAGGAGAUACAAAAUGAAGCCCUGAGUCAGCCACUAGACCUGACAACAUCUGCUUCCAGUGAGGAUAACAGCCGCAACAAGACAAAGGAUUUGGGUUAUGUUAUAAAAUGCUCUGAUGACCAAUUACAGAUGAUCCACAAAGUUUCGCUCCCACCCCCAAGAUCCAUAGCAGAGAAAGGUUGCAGUGCUGUUAUGGCAACGCUUCCUCCAAUGUCCCCAGCGAAGAUGUUCGCUUAUAUGAAGGAGAGGGAAAACAAAAAACAACUGCAGGAAGAUUGUAACAUGAGCAGACGGGACCUCUUCAAUGUUGGUAAUGUUCAUCAGUCCAGAGACACUCCCCUCCCCACAGAUCACACCACACGUGAGAUGGAGGACGCUGCUUUUAGAAGUGCUCCAGCAAGUGUAGUUCCUUCAAACCGGUACAAAGUGGACUCACCUGACAGCCAGUCAGACGUGGAUCACUCAGAAGAUGUAAUAAGCCCGACAGUGCCACCACAACCUGUUUUGCUGGAAGACCCGCUUGUGCUGAAUUCUCCACAGGUCUCCAUCCCGAAGAAACGCGAGACCGUCUUCAAGCGCAGCAAAUGGCCCAAGCAAGCAAAUUUUCCAAGUGAAAGUGUGAUUUAUCUUAAAAAGUGGUUUUUGAGAAAGAAUCCUAAAGGCCUGUUUGUUGAUGGAAUCCACAGGGAAGACAACAUACCCUGGAACAGUAACAUCAUUGUGGAGAGAGUUUCUAGUUCUGUGCUGAAGACUGUCACCGGCAGAGUUUACAUUUUGGUGGGGAAGAUGAAAAUGGAUGCUGCCUCAGAUUUUCCUAAGUGGUUUUUGAAAAAAUUUGCUAACGGUUUUCCUCUGAACUGGAAGGCGCUUUAUGAGAAGCUCCUGUCAGAGCCAAGAGGCAGAGAAACGGAGAAGAACGCCAAAGGGAAAGGCAUCACACCUAAGGCAAAAUCUGAGGCCUCUUCAGUUAACCACUGUGUGAAGCGGGAAAAACAAAAGGCUUUGGGGACACCUGACUCCUGUCCUCUCAACUCCUCCUCCACUACAAAAGUGUCUCGAAGUGGUCGUGUGAUCAAGCCACCUCUGGAAUACUGGAAAGGAGGGCGAGUCUUUCUGGACGCAUUCAUGAAUGUUACCGUCCACGAAUCCUACGAUACGUCCAUCUGCACACCUGAAGUCACUACAACGGUGCCUGCGAGGAAGUCACAGAAACCCAUCAGUGUGUUUGUGCCCAGCAGUGAAGGCUGGAAGCAAAGCGAAUCAGCCAACAAGGAGAGUGAACCAGUGCUACGGAGGAGGGUCAGACUUCCAAAUCGUACCACAGUCAAGAUUAAGCCUGACCAGAAGCCCUCCAGUUCACCUGAGCCUGUUGUAGAGACACUUAUAAGUACUGAAGAGUGGCAUGGUAGAACAAGGUCCAGCCGGAGGGGUCCAGCCAAAGGAAGAGACCUAAAUGUGAACACUCUCCCACAAAAUCAGUGUGAACUUGAAAAGUAUUCAACACAGAGGUCCAAAAAACAAACACACAACACCGACAGGCCCUCAGUGAGAGCAUCAGGGAGAAAACGGACUGUCAUAAAGUCCCCAGAGUCUCCUUCAAUUUUGCCAUCUGAUGAUGAGUUGUCCAUUCCGAGACGGACACAGAGGAACGGCGUGUACGGUAAGAAAAGCAGGAAUUUUCAGAAGAACUCGCCGCCAAACCGCGUGUCUUCAUCAAAGAGUUCAUCGGAGUCUUCUGAGGAGAGAGGAAGGAAGAAGGCGACCAGAGUAACAAAAAAACGCAAUGAGGCAAAACGUAAACCGAGCAAAUACACCAAACCAUCGCCACCUCCAAAGCCUCGGCUUGCACAAACCAACAGAAAACACAAGGCAGUCAAAGGCAGCAGAGUUAUUCCACAUGAGCAAGAUGAAGAUGAAUGGACUGAGGAAGAGCUUCUGAAGCUACAAGAGGCUGUCUCCUGCUAUCCGAAGCACAUGGCAGGUUACUGGGAAAAGGUAGCAAGGAUGGUCGGAACACGUUCUACAGAGGAGUGUCACAACCAGCACACAUCCCACGCAACAUCACAGACUCCUGCUAAAAAAGCCAAAAAAAACAAAAACGAAAAGGUGGAAGCAGCCAAACCUCCAGAUAAUCCUUUGAUAUCUGCCCGAGUGGGAACCUUAAAGAGAAAGCAGCAGGUGCGUCAGUUCCUGGAGAACAUGCCCAAAGAAGAUGUCGAUGACGUUUUCAGCUCAGCCUACAUGCAGAAUAAACGCUUUGAGAUGCCCUCCUUGUGUCCGAGUGAAGAUCUCGACUGUACGGAGCUGGAGCCCAUGACCCCGAUGUCGUCGUGUUUCAGCGAAGCGAAGACUCCUCAGUGUCUGCAUAUAACUCCUGGCAUGAUGGGUUCUCCAAACAGGAACGACGACAAGUACGUCUAUCAACUGCAGAAGAGGAUGAAAAAAAAACAGUUUAAUGUCUGCAAGCGUUCGUCUCCUGCAAAGAACUUCACACCCACGCCAUCAGUUAAACGCACAAUGAGAAGAUGUGGUAACACAGAAAACGACACCUUUGUUGUUUGGGAGUUGUUCCCAGGACAUGGUGAAGCUCCAACUGAAAGCGAAGAGGAGGAUUUCUACUUCUCAGACAACAACUGAUUGGCGUCCGAGCUGAAACGUCACAUCAUUUUUACAACAAAUACCGGAAAUUAUUCACAUGAUUUAAAAUCAGCAGAAGAGAGAUAUACACAUUUUUUUUCUCGUUGAACUCAUCAAAUAUGAACAAUACAACUGAUACUGCAAAUUUUUCCCUGCAUCGGUGGGAAACAAACACAUUUGCCAGACUAUUUCAUGUCAAGCUUUUAAACAUAUCCGAAAAUGCUAUGUAUUAUAAGUGAACACAUUCUUGUGUUGGGGACAAUAUCAUUUGUUGUAAAUUUAAAAGCAUUUUUAUUGACAAUAGUUUUUUUCUGUUGUCUGCCAGUAUGUUGUAAAUAAGUUUUGUUUAAAACCACUGGUCCCACAGUUAGUUGUAAUUACUUUUAUAAUAAACCUUUUCUCCAGUUUUAGUUAUGAUUUGUUUGUGAGAAUUAUGAAAUCAGAGAUAAUCACACAAUCACAAAGUUUCAUUUGUUUAAACAACUCCAGGUAGCAAAAAAAAAAGUUUUUGAAUAAAGUCCUUCUUGUACAAGG